AUGAAACGAAUACAUUGCUGGAAAAACUUCAUCGAACUGUCACUUGGUCAACUUGAACGAUGGAAAGAAUUAGCCGAAGAAAAUAAACAGCAAUUCGUUGAUUAUCAAAAGGAACAACUAGGAUAUGUUGUGAAAAUUCAAGACGAUGUGAAACAACUUGUAGAAGAAAGUGAUGCAACAGCUGAAGAAAUUCACGUAUUGAACAAACGACUAACUGAUAUAGAAAUAAGUCUGAAUUUAUUUACGAAAAUCUUUAUUGUCUUUAAUCCGUCACUGUCCUUCAAAGAACUUGUCACAGUAUCCACAUCGUUGAAUAAAAAAACACGAUCAACUAAACAAUCGAACGUCAGUCCAUCGAGUUUGACACAAUCACCAUCAGAGAACACACCGGAAAUACAAUCAAACAGACGAAAUCUCGUCUCAUCUACCUUCGCUCCAGGCACGUUUGAAGCUUAUACUCCUAGUGCACCACCUGCUCUGUUUGCAUCUGUUUCCAAUGCACCGUUUUAA
Adineta ricciae is the source of this 510-nucleotide messenger RNA. The record is from the annotation of a GenBank genome assembly. NCBI's taxonomy places the organism in Eukaryota, Metazoa, Rotifera, Eurotatoria, Adinetida, Adinetidae.